AUGUAAUUUAAACAAAUCAAUUUAGAGGAAUUCAAUGAAUAAAAAGCUUUAGAUUACUUGGAAUUAAAAAAUUAAAGUCUCCAAUAAACUCUCUUAGAAGAUCCUAAAAUAGCUCGUUAUUUAGAUUUUGCUGAUUACUUGUUAAGUUAUCAUUUUUAAUAGACGAUCCAUAAGAAGGCACAUGAAAGAUUAUUGGUGGAAAUGUUUAAUACAGACUAUAUACUUUCGAAAUUGUACGGAUUGGAACUGCAUAAAAUUAAGGAAUACUUUGUAAAAUUUGGGAAUAGGAUAAAAAUUUCAGGAUUUGUGUUAUUACUUUUGAAAUUGAUAUAAUUUCAAUUAGAUGAAGUUCCAUAUAUGAUAAAUGGGUUGAGAGAGUUAGCUGAAAAGAUAGCUCAGAAUGGAAUAAUCACAUUUGAAUAAUUUGUUGCAUAUUAUAUGUCAUGCAGUGAGAAUGAUGAGUAAGACAAUAUCCAACAUGCUUAUUACAAAAUAGUCGAAAGCAAAGGUUAAGACACAAUGUACCAUAAACACGAGAUAUAAAAAGCAAUCUACACAAAAUCGAUCCAAAAAAUUGCUUUGCUCGAAGAAAAUUAACCACAAAUAUAUUUGUUGGGGACAGACUUUCAGAUACAUAAAGAAAUAAAACUAGAUAAUCCUGAUACACAUUAUAUAAUUUUAGAUUUUGACUUUGCUGAGAAUAUCAAAGAAUUUUGUUGCAGCUUGUCUAAUAAUCAUAUUUUAUUCUUGAGUUUUAUGGAUCAAUUGCAUAACAAUAAAUUAGUAUAAUGUGAAUACUUAUUGACCAAGAUUCAAUAUCUUUAAAUGCUUGAUCACUGGGGAUCGGUCACAACAAAUUAGUAAUUGAUAUUAUGGCAUCCAAAGACGCAUCAACAAACCAGAGUACCCUUAUAAUUAUAGGGUGGAAAGAUUUAGAGCAUAAUAGAACUUUAGAAAAAUGAAAUGAUUUGUUUAUAAACUGAUUUGAAAAGAGUGCACAUUUUUAAUCCUAAAUUUGAAUAACUGAUUGUUAUAUAGGAUUCAUUGCUUAUUUAGACAUUUAUAUUCUAUGAAGCAGGACAAUGCUUUUAUUCUAUAAAUUUUACUCAUAAAAUCUAAAAAUGGUUAAUCGAAGAGAAUGGUGUUGAUUAUACUAAAGAUAAAACUAUUCAAAUUUGUAAACCAGAAUAUACAGUUCUUGCUAUUGGUUUUGUUUAAGACUUAUUAGUAACUUAUGAUUCAAGUAAUUAAAUUAGAGUGUUUGAUACUGAGGAUUUCAGAAAGUUAACUACAUAUAAAAAAAUACUUAAACCUACUAAUCAUAUGAAGAUUAUUGAAAUCAAUAAAUAUUAAUUUAUAAUCGUUGGUAAUAGAAUCAGUUCAUUUGAAAUCGAUGUUAGAAUUGAAGAAAAGUAAAUCUCUAAUAAAGAUGAACUUGAGAAACAUAAUGAAGAUUUUGAAACUCAAAUGAAAUCUACUAAACUAUUAAUGUAGUAAAUUUUAAAGAAUCAGCCUUAAGUGGUAAACUUUAGAGGGACCAAACAUUAAGAUCAGAUAGAGUCAAUUUUAGAAUAAAUCAAGGGGGCUAAGAGUCAAUUGCUUCCGAAAAUAAAAGUGAAGGAAAUUCAUCAUUAUACAGAAUUGCCAGAUGAGUACAUUAGAGAGAAAAUAGAAGAAAUAGAAAAGAACAUAUAUGCAAAUAAAUUGUUAAAAGACAGAAUACAUUAAGCAACCGAACCCUUCGUUGAUUCACAACCUGAUCCCAUAGAUCCAAAAAUAUUAUAAAAAUUGUAGCCUUUAUAAUAAGGGUUCUAAAAAAUAGAUCAUAAACAUAACCAAUCAGAGUAAAAUGGCUCCAAGAUACAAUCUGUUAGAUAAUUAUAAAAUAAUAGUAAAGUAAAAAAGAAGUUUGACAUUUUAAAUUUUGAUUUGUAAGAAAAAUCAAUUCGUUCAAAAAUUGACCCUUUGUUAGACACAGAUACAAAUUUCUUAUUCAAACAAUUAAAAGAUGAUUAUUUGAAUGUUCAAUCUAAAAAAUCUACAAAAACCUAAUCAUUAUGUUAUGAAUCCAGAUAUGAAUAUUAAACUUAGAGAGGGAAAUUAAAAAAAUAAUUAUUCACAACUUAAUACAAAACAAAAGGACAAAAAAUAAAGACUAUACAAUCUAUACAACCUACUAAUCAAACAAUUAAUCAAACAAUUGCUUUAUCAAGAACUUCAAGAAAUAGUAGAAAUACUACUUACCCCUAUUCAUAAUUAUAACAGAAUGAUUAGCCUCCUCCAAUUCCAUUAGAAUGCAUCCCAUAGAUGGAAAAGGUUAAGUUAUUUUACAAUGAAGCUGUUAAGGCAAUGAACUAUUUAAAAGAAUAAAACCAAUUUUUGUUUUUUGACUCUUGA
Paramecium tetraurelia is the source of this 2397-nucleotide messenger RNA. RefSeq lists its product as uncharacterized. The record is from RefSeq and is a predicted model, not a curated record. Gene Ontology annotation, molecular function: protein binding. The transcript has 6 exons. Lineage: Eukaryota; Ciliophora; Oligohymenophorea; Peniculida; Parameciidae.